AUGGAACCUUGCCAAUAUGUCCUGAUGUUGAACAACGCCUGCGUGGAUGGUCCAUUACCGAAAGCUAGAGUGCUCGAAAUUAUUAAGCAUCCACUUUAUGACGAGUACACGAGAGCGCACGACAUCGCCUUACUGCGAAUAGUACUCGACACGUAUAACGUAACUUGGACCAACGACGCCAUAUUACCUAAUAGCUCAUUUGGCUUAUCAGGGGAGCGGUUGGCCAUAAAGGGAUAUUUGCCCCAACUUUCUGCAUUGGCGAGGGCCAUUAUAAAGAUG
Messenger RNA from Iphiclides podalirius (scarce swallowtail), 279 nucleotides. The record is from the annotation of a GenBank genome assembly. Lineage: Eukaryota; Metazoa; Arthropoda; Insecta; Lepidoptera; Papilionidae.